AUGUACAAAAUUGCGUUUCUCCAUGGUGUUCUGGAAGAGGAAGUGUACAUGAAGCAACCUCCUGGGUUUGUGAACAAAAAUGUUCCCUCUUAUAUAUGCAAACUUGACAAAUCACUAUAUGGGUUGAAGCAAGCUCCAAAGGCAUGGUAUUCACGUCUAAGUCACAAGAUGCAAACACUUGGCUUUGUUCCUUCUAAGUCUGACACCUCACUGUUCAUUUACAACAAGUAUAACACAUAUAUAUUUGUACUUAUAUAUGUUGAUGAUAUCAUUGUUACUAGCUCAUCAGAUGAGGCUAUCACAGGACUUUUGAAAGAUCUCAGUAUAGAGUUUGCUCUCAAGGAUCUUGGAGACUUGCACUAUUUCCUAGGGAUUGAGGUAAAGAAGCAUGAGGAUGGACUUCAUCUCUCUCAGGAAAAGUACGCAACAGAUUUGGUAAAAAAGGCAGGUCUUCAAGGUUGUAAGCCCUCACCCACUCCUAUGUCAAGUUCAGAAAAAUUAUCUCUCACAGAAGGACAACUUUUAGAUCAAGAUGAUAGUACAAAGUACAGAAGUUUAGUAGGUGCACUCCAAUAUCUCACAUUUACUAGACCUGAUAUCUCAUUUGCUGUCAACAAAGUCUGUCAGUUUCUUCAUGCACCCACUAUAGUUCAUUGGACUGCUGCAAAACGUAUUGUUCGUUAUGUUAAGAAUGCUGCAAACAUUGGUUUGAAUUUCAGCAAGUCAUCAUCUACACUUGUCAGUGCUUUUUCAGACUCUGACUGGGUAGGUUGUCUGGAUGAUAGAAGGUCUACUGAUGGCUUUGCAAUCUUUCUUGGACCAAACUUAAUAUCAUGGUGUGCAAGAAAACAAGCCACAGUUUCCAGGUCUAGCACAAAGGCAGAGUAUAAGGCACUAGCAAAUGCCACAGCUGAGAUUAUUUGGGUACGAUCCAUGUUGAAGGAACUUGGUGUCAAAAGUACUCAAGCUCCAUGCUUGUGGUGUGAUAACUUGGGUGCUACAUAUUUAUCUACUAAUCCAGUCUUUCAUGCCAGGACAAAGCAUAUUGAGAUAGAUUUCCACUUUGUGAGAGAAAGGGUUGCCAAGAAGCAACUUGAUAUUCGGUUUGUGCAUUCUAGAGAUCAAAUUGCAGAUGGAUUCACAAAACCAUUACCUACAAGAAGCUUUGAAGACUUCAAACAUAAUCUCAACUUGAUGAAGUUGUGA
Molecule: messenger RNA, 1206 nt
Organism: Aegilops tauschii subsp. strangulata
Lineage: Eukaryota; Viridiplantae; Streptophyta; Magnoliopsida; Poales; Poaceae
Source: RefSeq, a predicted model, not a curated record